AAUUGGUCAACGGAAAAACAAAGAGGGAAAUGAGACGGAGAGAUAAUCAGUUGAAGAAAAAGUGAAAGACGUGGCUUAAAGGGUGGAGGGAGAGGGUGAGAGAGAGUUAGAGAGAGAGGCAGGGGGAGAUAGAGAAAGGGGCUGAGCCGAGCACAUCAGUGAUCUGAUGCUUUUAGCUGGGGCUGGAGGAACACGUGGGCUGGUUAGUGUCACAUCCCGCUCAUUCGCCAGCAACAGGCAGCGGCUAACGGCGGACUCCCCAGGACGGCACAUCGCGUCGGAACAUACAGACAUAGCUUGUUGCCUUCCACUCUUCGCUCGCACAGAGACUGGAGAGCAGUGCCCUCAUCCUGUGCCCUGAUGCCAACAGAGAAACCUGCCACCAUCUACCACCAUCUCCAUGAACACUGAGGGUGGACCACAUCCCCUUCUGUUUGGAUGAUGAGAAGGUUAUAGUGUUUUUCCUGACAGACAUGAUUUGACUAGUAAAAGUAUAGAGGAUAUAGAAUAGUUGGCUGGACAAACAUCUGACAAUCAUGAAGGUUUUUAGACAGCUCCUCAAAGGAAUCCAGGUUUCUUCUCAGAGGGUAUCGUAACUUCCAGAGGAUGUCACGAGUCUUUCUCCAUCUUGGAUUAUCGCUUCGACUCCAUUCAGGACUUUAGAGGACAAAAACAGUCAAAGAGCCUGACAUCCCAGAGGGAUUUAGCUUCUCGGACUUGGCUGCCGAGCUGAAAAAUGAAUGACAGCAACAACAUGAACAAGUGUGGGAACAUGGACGAUCUGAAUAAGUACCAGCACUUCACGUAUGCGGUGAUCUAUACGGUGAUCCUGGUCCCCGGGCUCAUCGGCAACGUGCUGGCCCUGUGGGUGUUCCAUGCCUACGUGAAGGAGACCAAAAAGGCUGUAAUCUUCAUGAUCAACCUGGCCAUGGCGGACCUGCUCCAGGUUCUCUCGCUGCCAUGGAGGAUCUACUACUACCUGAACAAUUCCUGGGCGUUCGGGCACUUCCUCUGCAUCGUCUGCUUCUACUUGAAGUAUGUCAACAUGUAUGCCAGCAUCUAUUUCCUGGCCUGCAUCAGUAUGCGCCGAUGUAUGCUGAUCAUUUACCCGCUGCGUUAUAGCUCCUCCAGCCGGCGGCUGGACCGCAGCCUCUGCGUAGCUGUCUGGGUGAUGGUCUUCCUGGGCUGCUUGCCCUUCCCGCUGUUGCGGAAGGACCCUGGACCGAACUCGGAGAGCUGCUUUGCGGAACUGCCCAUGAUGGACCUGACGCCGAGCACCGGCGUGGUGCUCAUCUGCAUGGCAGAGCUGCUGGGUUUCUUGCUGCCACUGGGCCUAGUGCUCACCUGCUCCUGGCACACGGUAGCCAGCCUGCGUGAGAAGAACGUGGUGCUGCAGGACAGCGGCGAGAAACGCAAGGCCCUGAAGAUGGUGCUGAGCUGUGCCGCUGUCUUCCUGGUCUGCUUCGCCCCCUACCACCUGACCUUUCCGCUGGACUUCCUGGAGAAGGCCAACACCGUGAAGAACUGCGCCUUUCAAGACUUCAUCCGCCGCUGCCACCCGGUCACGCUCUGCCUGGCCAGCCUCAACUCCUGCCUGGACCCUAUCAUGUACUACUUCACCACCGACGAGUUCAAGCGCAGGCUGUCCAGGCAGGAGCUGCAGGACAGCUUCCCGCUGCGUAGGAUCUCCUGCAUGAGUGAGGAGGCGGCGCUCAGGUCGUAGCACACGGAGGUGUGACUGAGGGCCUGUCAUGUCAGCCCGCCGGAGGACUGACACGUCCCCGUGGUACAGAAGAACGACUGAGUUACAUGCCUCGGAGUCACAGCCUUCAAAGGAAGAAGGUCAGACCUCAGAAGGACUACUUUAAUCUUCAUGGACCAGCCUCCCCUAAACUGUCAUGGCAGCCGGAUUACAUUGUGAUAUUUGAUGAUUUGAUAGAUGGACUCUAAUUACUGUGACUUUUGCCAAGGGAUGGGAAAGCUAUUUUCCCACUUAUUUAAUAUUGUGUGGGCAUUUAUGUCAUAAUGAAGGAUACUGUAACUCAUGCAGUUUCGAUUGUAUCAAUAGACAAUGAGUCAACGGGUGAGCUCAUAAUAAAAUACAAUGGCAACAAAGAAA
Molecule: messenger RNA, 2119 nt
Organism: Brienomyrus brachyistius
Lineage: Eukaryota; Metazoa; Chordata; Actinopteri; Osteoglossiformes; Mormyridae
Gene: gpr174
Product: G protein-coupled receptor 174
Exons: 2
Coding region: 737-1723 (328 amino acids)
Biological process (GO): phospholipase C-activating G protein-coupled receptor signaling pathway; positive regulation of Rho protein signal transduction
Cellular component (GO): membrane
Molecular function (GO): G protein-coupled receptor activity
Source: RefSeq, a predicted model, not a curated record